CAAACCGCUUGCAGGUGCUUGGAGCUAAAGUAACCUUCUGAGGAGAGGCCUGUGAGGGAAAUUGGUAUGACAGAAGAGGAGUGAAAAGCAAGACAUUGGAGCAACAGAAUUCACUUCUUUUUUUGUUGUUGUGUUUAAUUUUUGUUAAACCAUCCCUCAUAUGUUGGAGCAUUUGGCGGAAGACGACACAAAACAAAGCAUACGGGACAGAAACUUGGAAGUAGAAGAUUUCUCUCACAGAUUUCUGUGAGACACUGAACCUAAGCCGCCAUCAUGGAGGCGGGUCUCCUAGAGGUUCUUGGCCGAUGAUGAAAUUGUCACACCCAGACUCGCCCGUGAAUCCCUGCCAUGUCUCCUUCACACGGUGACUUCUGAUGUCCUCAGAUAAACCCACAACUGAACCAUGGUCAUUCUGCAGCAGGGGGACUAUGUGUGGUUGGACCUUAAGACAGGUCGCGAGUUUGACGUCCCUGUGGGAGCUGUGGUGAAACUCUGCGACUCUGGACAGAUCCAGGUUCUGGACGAUGAAGGCCGGGAACAUUGGAUCUUUCCUCAGAAUGCCACCAACAUCAAACCAAUGCACCCAACCUCUGUCCACGGCGUAGAGGACAUGAUCCGACUGGGCGACCUUAACGAAGCCGGCAUCCUCCGCAACCUUCUCAUCCGCUACAACGAACAUGUCAUCUAUACAUACACAGGCUCGAUCCUGGUGGCAGUAAAUCCUUACCAGCUGCUUCCCAUCUACACUCCGGACCACAUUCGCCUCUACACCAACAGGAAAAUUGGAGAGAUGCCGCCCCACAUAUUCGCCAUUGCUGACAAUUGUUACUUCAACAUGCAGAGGAACAACAAGGAUCAGUGCUGCAUCAUUAGUGGUGAGUCUGGAGCAGGGAAAACUGAGAGCACCAAGCUGAUCCUGCAGUUCCUGGCGGCCAUCAGCGGUCAGCAUUCAUGGAUAGAGCAGCAGGUCCUGGAGGCCACGCCUAUCCUGGAAGCUUUUGGCAACGCCAAGACAAUACGUAAUGACAACUCCAGUCGCUUUGGGAAGUACAUAGACAUCCACUUCAACAAACGAGGGGCCAUUGAAGGGGCCAAAAUAGAACAGUACCUGCUGGAGAAGUCUCGUGUCUGUCGACAGGCUGCGGAUGAGAGGAACUAUCACAUCUUCUACUGCAUGUUGAAGGGCAUGGCUCCAGAGAUGAAGGCUAAAUUGGGUCUUGGCCUUGCCAGAGAAUACUCCUACCUCACCACGGGUAACUGUACUGAAUGUGACGGCCGUGAUGACCUCGCUGAUUAUUCCAGCAUCCUUUCAGCCAUGAAGGUCCUUAUGUUUAGCGAGACGGAGAACCUGGAGAUUUCAAAGCUGCUGGCAGCCAUCCUGCAUUUGGGAAACCUGCGAUUUGAAGCUCGCACUUACGACAAUCUGGACGCUUGUGUGGUUGUGAGGUCUCCGGACUUGAUGACUGCUGCUUCACUCAUGGAGGGGAUUUAUGGCAGGCUGUUUGUGUGGAUAGUAGAUAAAAUUAACGCAGCCAUUUACCGACCUCCUACCUGCGAGAGUAGCGUUAUAAGAAGGUCAAUCGGACUGUUGGACAUCUUCGGCUUUGAGAACUUCAUCGUCAACAGUUUUGAGCAGCUGUGCAUCAACUUUGCCAACGAGAACCUGCAGCAGUUCUUCGUUCGCCAUGUCUUCAAACUGGAGCAGGAGGAGUACAACCUGGAGGACAUCAACUGGCAGCACAUCGAGUUCACAGAUAACCAGGACGCUCUGGACAUGAUCGCCAACAAACCCAUGAACAUCAUCUCCCUCAUCGACGAAGAGAGCAAGUUCCCAAAGGGGACCGACGCUACAAUGUUGUAUAAACUCAACUCACAGCACAAGCUCAACACCAACUACUUUCCUCCUAAAAACAGCUAUGAAACCCAGUUUGGCAUUCAACACUUUGCUGGAGUGGGUGUUGAAACAAGGAAGCGUUCUCCAACUUUGAGCAGCCAGUUCAAGCGUUCCCUGGAGAUGCUGAUGAGGACGCUCAGCGUGUGCCAGCCGUUCUUCGUCCGCUGCAUAAAACCCAACGAGUUCAAGAAACCAAUGGAAGACCUGAGAGGAACCUGUCAGCGUAUCGUCUCAGCCCGGCUGGGUAAACAAGAUGAUUGGCAGAUUGGAAAAACAAAGAUUUUCCUAAAGGAUCAACACGACAUGCAGCUGGAGAUUGAGAGAGAUAAAGCCAUCACUGAUAAAGUUAUCCUUAUCCAGAAAUCUGUGCGUAGACUGAAAGCCAGGACAAACUUUCUCCGACUCCGGAGCGCUGUGGUUUUUAUUCAGAAGGUCUGGAGGGGUUAUAGGAGCAGGAAGAAUUACCAGAUUAUGAAGUCGGGAUUCAUUCGCCUUCAGGCCGUCUGCAGGUCCAGGAAAUACUACAGAAGCUACCGAAUCACUCGGCACCGCAUCACCCUCAUCCAAGCCCGCUGCCGAGGCUUCCUGGUCCGGCAGAGCUAUUGGAAACGUCUCCGAGCCGUGUUGACCCUCCAGGCCUACACCAGAGGCAUGAUAGCCAGACGCCUCUGCCAGAGGCUCAGGGCCGAGCGGAAGCGGCGCCUGGAAGCCGAACGGCAGCGCCUGGCUGAGGAGGAGCAGCUCCGGAACCAGAUGACGGUUCGGCGAGCCAAGGCGGAGGCCGAGAGGAAGCACCAGGAGCGACUCCUCCAGCUGGCAAAGCAGCAGGAGGAGCGGGAGAGGGAGGAGAAAGAGGAGGCAAGGAGGAAGAAGGAGCUGCUGGAGCAGAUGGAAAGGGAGAAGGAGCAGCCAGUGGACCACUCAGACAUGGUGGACCGGAUGUUUGGUUUCCUCGGGGACUCGGGGCCGUUACCGAACCAGGACGGACAGGCACCGGCUGGGUUUGAAGACCUGGAACAAACUCCUGGCGCCGAUGAAGCCGAAGAGGAGAUGCUGAACGAAGCUCCACCGUUACCCGACGAGGAAGAGGAAGACUUGUCCGAGUACAAGUUCUCCAAGUUUGCCGCCACCUACUUUCAGGGUCUUUCCACUCACACCUACAUCAGACGACCCCUGAAACAACCUCUACUGUUUCACGAGGAUGAAGGAGACCAACUGGCUGCUUUAGCUGUGUGGAUCACCGUGUUGAGAUUCAUGGGCGAUCUGCCUGAACCUAAAUGCGAAAUGGUCCUCCAUGACGGGAGCGAGAAGAUUCCUGUCAUGACCAAGAUCUACGAAACCCUCGGCAAAAGGACCUAUAAGAAGGAGCUGCAGGAGCUGCAAGUGGAGGAGGAGAACAGCUCCGCUGACGCUCAGAAGAGGAACAGCAUCAGACAUAAACUGGUGUCUCUAACACUCAAGAGGAAAUCAAAGAUAACAGAGGAGGUCACCAGGCGGCUGACGGAGGGCGUGGAUUAUGGGCUUCAGGGGAACAGCAUGCUGGAGGAUCGACCCACCUCCAACCUGGAGAAGCUUCACUUCAUCAUCGGAAACGGCAUCUUACGGCCAGCCCUCAGGGAUGAGAUCUAUUGUCAGAUCUGCAAACAGCUCACUCAGAACCCGUCCAAGAGCAGCCACGCCCGAGGGUGGAUCCUCCUGUCUCUUUGUGUCGGCUGCUUUGCUCCCUCCGAGAAGUUUGUCAAAUAUUUACGGACCUUUUUGAAAAACGGUCCUCCUGGUUAUGCUCCGUACUGUGAAGAGAGGCUGAGGAGGACCUUUGUGAACCGAACGAGAACACAGCCGCCAUCCUGGCUGGAGCUGCAGGCCACCAAGUCUAAGAAGCCCAUCAUGCUUCCUGUGACCUUCAUGGACGGCACCACAAAGACGCUGCUGGCGGACUCCGCCACCACAGCCUUCGAGCUCUGCAAUGCUCUAGCAGACAAAAUCAACCUGCGCAACCGUUUUGGCUUCUCUCUGUACAUCGCCCUGUUUGAUAAGUUUGCUAAAGGUCCCAGUCUGCCAAAGAACGAUGUAAUUGUUGCUGUGAACUGGACCGGGGUUUACUUUGUGGACGAACAGGAGCAGGUCCUCUUGGAGCUGUCCUUCCCAGAGAUCACAGCUGUGUCCAGCAGUAGAGGCGGCAAACUGCAGGGUCAGAGUUUCACGUUGGCCACCAUUAAAGGAGACGAGUACACUUUCACCUCCAACAACGCAGAGGACAUCCGGGACCUGGUGGUCACCUUCCUGGAAGGUUUGAGGAAGAGGUCCAAGUAUGUGGUGGGACUGCUGGACUGUCCCAACCCUGCUGGAGUGGACUCCACCUUCCUGAGUUUCUGCAAGGGGGAUCUAAUCAUCCUGGACGAACAUGACGGAGAGCAUGUGAUGAACUCCGGCUGGGCUCACGGCAUCAACGACAGGACCAAACAGAGGGGAGACUUCCCAGCUGAUGCCGUCUACGUUCUGCCCACCAUCACCAGACCCCAGUAUGACAUCGUGGCUCUGGUGACGAUGACCCCUAAUCAGAGGAGAGAGUCCCUCAGUUUGUCUCAGACCAGCCUUUCUGAGAUGGACAAAUCCAAGGCCUACACACUGGAAGAGUUCUCCUACGACUACUUCAGGCCGCCUCCAAAGAGCACUCUGAGUCGAGUAAUGAUGACCAAAGCUCGAGGGAAGGAGCGUCUGUGGAGCUGCAUCAGAGAGCCUCUGAAACAGCCUCUGCUGAAGAAGGUCCUGGCUCAUGAGGAGCUCUCCCAGGAGGUGUUUGAGGUGGAGUCGAGCACGAAGGCUAAAGAUUUUUGCCACAACAUCUCCGGACGGCUGAUGCUCAAAUCCUCUGAGGGCUUCAGUUUGUUUGUGAAGAUCACAGACAAGGUCAUCAGUGUGCCAGACGGUGACUUUUUCUUCGACUUUGUAAGGCACCUGACUGACUGGAUUAAAAAAGCAAGACACAGUAGAGACGGUACUGCAGGUGUGAUGCCUUCACUGACCUAUCAGGUGUUCUUCAUGAAGAAGCUGUGGACCAACACGGUGCCAGGCAAAGACUCUAUGGCAGACUCCAUCUUCCACUAUUACCAGGAGCUGCCCAAGUAUCUUCGCGGCUACCACAAGUGUUCAAGGGAGGAGGUGUACCAGCUGGCGGCUCUGAUCUACCGGGUGAAGUAUGAAGAGGAUAAAUCCCAUUUCCAGAAUAUUACUAGGAUCCUGAAGGACCUCGUCCCUCAAGACCAGAUCCGACUUCUGUCCCCAGAGGACUGGAAGAGGUCGAUCAUGACGCUGUUCAACAAACAAUCAGGGAAAACGGCUGCAGACGCCAAACUCUCCUUCCUGAAAAUCAUUUACAAGUGGUCGACGUUUGGCUCCGCCUUCUUUGAGGUUAAGCAAACAACAGACCCAAAUUACCCAGAAACUCUCCUGAUUGCGAUCAAUAAACACGGAGUCAGCCUGAUUGACCCGAAGUCUAAGGUGAGAACUGAUCUGACAGCUUUAUUCUUAAAUUUAAAGAAGUUCUGCUCCUCAGCUCCUUGCUGUCUUCUCUGCUCAUUUUCCAGCAUUUUAUUGUCACAAAUACAGAGCAACGAAUUUACUCUCUGCAUUAAAUCCCCAUCUCCUUGGGGAGCAGUGGGCUGGUUAAAGGAACAAAGGUUCAGAGUUGAUUGGGUGCAGGUUCACCUUCCAGGAGGACAACCACCCAAAACCUGCAGCCUGAACUACAACAGAAUGGCCUAG
Molecule: messenger RNA, 5659 nt
Organism: Cyprinodon variegatus (sheepshead minnow)
Lineage: Eukaryota; Metazoa; Chordata; Actinopteri; Cyprinodontiformes; Cyprinodontidae
Product: unconventional myosin-VIIa-like
Exons: 39
Coding region: 404-5659 (1751 amino acids)
Cellular component (GO): myosin complex; cytoskeleton
Molecular function (GO): cytoskeletal motor activity; protein binding; ATP binding
Source: RefSeq, a predicted model, not a curated record